UUCAGUUCGUUCGUUCCGUUCGGUGCGUGUGCGGCUGGUUCGUCGUGAGUGCGUGGUGCGUUCGGUCGAUUUCGCGAAUGCGAGUGCAUGUGCGGUGUGCGCGAAGAAGCGGCUGUUGGGAUCUGGCCUGUUAACCUAAGCGGGGCCGCGUUAACCUCAACUGCCAGCAGGAAGAAGAGGAGAAAGAAAUAAUACCGUGAGCGGAGCUGGGGCUAUUUCACCUGGGGAACGCAGCAUGCUGAAUCUUAGAGCUGACCACGAUAUCUACCGCAUAAGGAGACAGCACGGCACGAAGAUACGGGACGUGGCGCAAGCAGCAAGCGAGUAACGGCCACACGAAGAACGAAGAAGAAGAAGAAGAAGAAGAAGAAGUGACGUAAAGACUGACUCAGUAAUUGGAGACUAGACGAGAAAAAUCGCUCUUCUGUGAUCACCCCCUAUUUUUGUAGCGCGUUUAAUUUUUUCGUCACACGCCCUUACUUGGUGUGUACGUGUGCAAGCGAAAGUACAAAUGGUGGCAAAGUGAGGGAAUGACAGUUGAGUGAGAAUAGCAAAGGGGAAGGAAGGCAGAGGCGCAAUCUUCGAAGUGCCCAGUAGUUGCUGGCUUAGUCGUAGCUGUAAUGUUCUGAAGCGACAGUUCACAGCAAGUAGACCGUAGGUGGUAGAUUACACAGAUCGCCACCUUAGACAGUUAGUAUCGCUGAGGUCCUGAUAGUGUGCGCUUCAAAAUACACGCUUCGCUCACUUAGGCAAAGCGUCCACGCGCACGUUUCUCUCAAAGUUUUCUCACAAGUGUACUUAAAAGGACUCGCAUACAUUCGCAAGUGCCAGAUUUUUAAUUUAUUUCCUUUCUUUUUCCCCGGCGAUGUGAGCUGUCGUUAUCCUCUGCGGCCUGUCAAAGUGGGAAAAGAAACGCUGCCGAGAGAAUUUUAAUUGCUUCGGUUUUAUACACCAAAGUUAAUCGUUGAAUACGCAAAAGUCAAAUCGAUUUUUCCUCUCGCGAGAUUUUUUGGAAAAGUUUUUCCGCGCGUGUCGCUAUAUUGAGCAUUGUGUUUUUGGUAGUGUCGCUGUGUAUUUUGUAAUCGUACUUUAUUAUCUAGUUUUAAAUAAAAAUUGUUCGCGUGCCUGAUGGUUUUGACUCAGGAGCUAAGAUUUUUGUGAUACUCGAUAGCAAUAAGAGCUUGUCUUGCAACUGUGAAAGCCAGAAAUUGUGAAUAGGAAACGUUUUAUUUGGGAUCAGUCGCGUUUGACAUUGGAAUUUUCAGACAACGAAGAAUAGACGCAGGGAUAGACGAGAAGGAAAAAGCGAAGAAAGUUGCCUUAAAGUUCAGCGGUUCAAGACAGUACUUAAACAUUCUCGUCUGUGUCUGAUAGUAUCAGUCACAAUAAAAGUACAAAAAGGGGUACUUUAAACUAGUUGGAAACUAGUCAAAGGUUUUUUUGAAUGCGGUUCGUCUGCGUAUUGAGCGUUAACUGUUCGCUAGGAAAAUUAGUACUAUUUCAUAUUCAGCCACGUCAGUAGUAGAUGUGCAAAGUCUGUACUCAGAUAGCAUAUUUAUCUACGCCCACUUAGUCUUUGGCACUUGCACACUCACACAUUGAGAUAGUAAUAGUCUAGCUGUACUUGACUCGUAAUUGGCGUGCACACUUAAUCAAACAGCUUGCAAGAAAAAGUAUACAUUCUUACCAGAAGUGUAUCAGAAAACAUUUUCCUGGUCUGUAAACAAGUACUUAAAACAUUAAUCUCGUUUUCGUCGUCAGUAGGCGGUAUCUCAGUACAAACAAGUAUUUACGUUGGUUCAGUACUUAAAAUAGUGGAAUAAGGUAUAUGUACGUUAAUAUUCCGAUUAGUUACGGCGUAGCAUUAUUCCUUGUAAUUUGGGUAGUCAAAAAGAAAGAUACUCUCACAGCAGGAGCGAUUUUUCGUUACAGUUCUCUGCAAGAUAAAGGCCUUCCUGUUUAUAGUCGGCAAACGUUGAAAAUUUAGCGGGACAUAAUUCAAAUUGGAAUUGUAGUGUGGAAGAGUGUAAAGAUAACCAUUUUGACCAUCGGCAAGUUACUGUGCGUUACUGUGUACUUAAUCGCGGGGUGCAGUGAACGUGGUGGAAUUGAUUAACCACUGGACUCGUGCAACGAAUUUUUCUGCUCUUGAAAGUUAGAAGUGGCCUAAUACUUGUCUUCCAGUUUACACUUUGUGGAGUGUGGUAGGAUCUCGGAUGACGACUGAAUAUUCAAGAUUCCGAGGCUCAUUAAAAGACCUGUGUGCGGCUGACAUCUGGUGUCGGUGUCUUCGUAUUCGUCGGGGCAUGGCUGGGAGAUACUAGAGGACUGACAAAGUGAAGUACUUAAAUAGUAAUUUCUUUAAAAUCAAUUACUGGUGGAAUUGUAGACCACAGAUUUCUGCGGAGAAAGUGCUGCGCUCGCAGGUGUAGUACAGAUAUACUUCCGAACUGAGUACUUAAUGGUGUAGAUAGAGAUCUGCAAGUGCUUCGGAGAGAGGGAGAAACGGGAGCUGUGAUAAAUGUUCCUCUACUGAAAUUCCGCAGCAAACUCACUUCUCGUACACUGUCAAAGGUGCACGAUGGGGCAGCUGGUUUGGUAGCCUCCUUAACAGAGUACUUAAGAGUGGACAGUUUUUCUUUUUAGUGUGGUAGCACCCCAGUUGCGGUUAGUAAGCUGUCUCGACCCUCGCAGUGUCAGCCAUCGACCUCGGCACUCGGGCCAAAUGUCGUUCCAGAUCGGCGAUUCGUGCCUGCCACUCUCCAAGUCUCCUCUCUCUGUGGACGCCUCUGAAGACAGCUGACAGUGGGGGAACCUGAGGACUACUGCUGCCGCUACGGACUGUCUACUUCACUGGGGAGACUUUCCUGCCCAUCGCCAGAGUUCGGAGCUGCGUCCCGGCACUACCGUUUCCUGCAGCACGCUUCCCUGGGGCAGAUCCAGUUCGACUACUGUGCAGUGUCUGAUGUUUAGCUGUGGUCGUAACUCAGUUCUAGACUCGUUUUCUAGAGCGACUGCCCCCUAAUUACAGUGCGUGUACCUUACACCACGUACCCACGUGCGUCGCUAAAGAGUAACUGGUGUGGACACUCGGUAGUACCUGAUUUUUGGCGAGCCCUCGAGUGCUGCCGAGAGCCCGGAAGCCCAAUUCGGAGUUCCCCGCCUGCCGAACCUCCCCCCCGGAUCGAACGAUGCCGCCGAAGAAGCCCGCUCAGGAACCCGGCGCCAAGGGUUCGAAGAAGGCGCCGGCGCCGGCUGCGGGUCCGGCGCCGCUGGCCGCGCCGGACGACUCUUCGCCGUCGCCGUCGCCCCCGCCGUCGCCCUCGGCCGACGACGACGACUCGUCGCAGUCGAGCAGCAGCUACAACACCAUCACGUCGCUGGCGGCGCUGAAGGAGCUGCUGCACGGGCCCGGUUCGGGGCCCGCCAACGACGUGGACCUGGCCUGGUUCGAGCACUACUUCCUGAGCCACGUGAACCGCCUGCCCAAGCACGAGCUGCGCUCGCCCUGCCUGCGGCCCAUCCUGGAGGGGCGCCGGGUCUCGGAGUGGGCCGGCGACGCCCACGCCAAUGAGGCGCCGCCCCACGCCGGUGAGCGAGAGCGUGCAUUUAUUUCUUAUUUAUUUAUUGCCAAAUUAUAG
Messenger RNA from Schistocerca cancellata (South American locust), 3641 nucleotides. RefSeq lists its product as uncharacterized. The transcript is spliced from 2 exons. The coding region runs from base 3192 to 3641 and encodes 149 amino acids. The record is from RefSeq and is a predicted model, not a curated record. Lineage: Eukaryota; Metazoa; Arthropoda; Insecta; Orthoptera; Acrididae.